CUUGGCUUGAGAGAAUUCUUAUCCACCUUUUGACACACUGCAGUCAGUGGAUCUAGACUAAGGCUAAGUCUUCAGUCAACAAGUCAGUUGUUUGGAAGCUAGACUGUUACCACUUAUUAGUGGACCACUUUCAGAGUGAGAUGUUUCUGUAUUUAAACAUCCUGGUGCUGGUCCUCCUGCAGCCGGCUUUGUCGAGCUCAAUGAUGCUGACCACACCAUCCAGAGGAUGUCCCAACUGUAAAUUAAAGUCCACACAGAGUCAGCUGGCUGUAGAUUCAAAUUCCACCGCUCCGGCCAUUGGAGAACCAUGUGGGGUCUACACUCUGGGCUGCGCCCACGGUCUACGUUGUGCACCUUCAGAGGAUGAGCCAAGGCCCCUCCGUGCCCUUCUGGAAGGCAGGGGAGUCUGCAGUAAUGCCAGCGGCAUCAGCCCGACUGAAAAUGUCCAGACUGUAGACCUAACAACUACUAAGGAUCCAGAUGAGGCUCCAUGUCGUAAACUGCUGACUUCACUUAUCAAAGGUCUUGAUGCCCAUUUAUUUAAGUCUCAUCAUGAUAUCUACAUGCCCAACUGUGACAAGCGUGGUUUCUUCAGAAAGAAGCAGUGUUGGUCGUCUCGAGGUAAGCGGCAUGGCAAGUGCUGGUGUGUGAAUCAGAAUGGCAUGCCGGUCUCCUCAAACACUAAACACAAGGGCGGCCGGAUUUGUUCAAAUGCAUGAUGCCUGGACUGAAGCCGAGGAGGCUGAAGCCAAUACGAGAUAAAAAUCAAGGAACUCCAAUAUAGAGUCGAAUGGAGCUCAACACAGUCUCGCAUUUCAUUCUCCAACAGCCAGAAACAGCUCUCCACCAAUGAAAAGCUGUUUCCAAAUCAGGUGUAAGUUUGUAUCCUUGCGCCCUCUACUGAACAUAUUCGGAGUGUAUUGAUUGGACAUUACUGUCAUAUCAGCUGACAUGAGAUGUCAAUGUCCACUAUAUAAAAUGUAUGUUAACAGGUGACUCUUUCCAGACACAUUGUGUCACAUUGUAGCAUUAGUUGCAGAAACUGCAGUUUGAGCUGCAUAUUCAAGUUGUUUAUCUUUAUGUAUCAACAUUUUAACUCGAUGUCUUGCCAUCUUUAACAAUAGGAUUUGGAUCAAUGGAUCGCAUCAUAUUUAUGCGUACAUUUUCAGUAUUUUUUACUAUGAUUGUAUUACUGUAAUUGCUGUACAAACAUCUAUAUGUAAUCCUAUUUAUGUUACUUUGAAUAUGAUAUUUAUAUACAUUUUAUCUAUAGUUGCCCAUUAGAGCUGACACCUGAGGUAUUAUUUUAAAAACCUGAAUUUCUAAUGCAGAUUUACAUGGGGGCAUUGUUAUCAUUUCUUUCUUUUUUCGGAAUUCAUGAAGAUAAUGUACCUCUUGAAUGUUAAGAAAGUUAAAACUGACACUGACGGGCAAUAUUGCAAACAUGCCCAUAAGAGACUUUAUUGAUAUUUUGAGGAUUUUGUACAUUUAAAGAACCUAUUUCUAUAUGUAUUGUAAAGAGAAAAAAUCUGCUCAAGAGGUAAAUCCAUCAUGUUUUUAAACCAACAUUUCGAAUGAAGAAGAAGAAGAAGAAGAAGAAGAAGAAGAAGAAGAAGAAGAAGAAGGCACACACGUUCACUGUGGAUCAAUGCAAGGUUGAACAGUAACACUCACAUGUAACACAACAAGUACAUAAUUAUGAUUACAGCAUAGAGGGCCGACAUGAAUAACUAACAAGUCAUAAAUCAUAUUUAUUAUUCAACAGACAGGAGAUUAAAUGCAUUUUUAGAUCAAACUCAAUUAGAAUAGUGGCUUCAAUAUGACAGUUUAUCAUCUGCCUACAAGUUGCAGAAGAACCAUGAUGUAUGAAAUAACUUGUGCAUCAUAUACACCGAGUGAAAAACACUAAUAAAUACCUUUUGUAACAGAGUCAAUUAAAACCUUGUA
This is a messenger RNA of Cyclopterus lumpus (lumpfish), 1947 nucleotides long. Its product is annotated as insulin-like growth factor-binding protein 3. The transcript is spliced from 4 exons. The record is from RefSeq and is a predicted model, not a curated record. Lineage: Eukaryota; Metazoa; Chordata; Actinopteri; Perciformes; Cyclopteridae. Gene Ontology annotation, molecular function: insulin-like growth factor I binding; fibronectin binding; insulin-like growth factor II binding. The coding region runs from base 141 to 719 and encodes 192 amino acids. Gene Ontology annotation, biological process: regulation of insulin-like growth factor receptor signaling pathway. Gene Ontology annotation, cellular component: extracellular region.